Molecule: messenger RNA, 3062 nt
Organism: Mercurialis annua (annual mercury)
Lineage: Eukaryota; Viridiplantae; Streptophyta; Magnoliopsida; Malpighiales; Euphorbiaceae
Product: tRNAse Z TRZ4, mitochondrial
Exons: 12
Coding region: 60-2873 (937 amino acids)
Biological process (GO): mitochondrial tRNA 3'-end processing
Cellular component (GO): mitochondrion
Molecular function (GO): 3'-tRNA processing endoribonuclease activity
Source: RefSeq, a predicted model, not a curated record
UUUCCGAUCCAGAUUAUCUUCAAACUGCUAAAACCCUUGCAAACCCUUGCAAACUUGAAAUGCCCCAAAUUUCAAGUUUGCGCUUCCUUUUCUCACCGCUAAAACCCUCAGUUUUCUCCAAACCAACACCCUGCUCCAUCUUCACUCUCCUCUGCUCCUCAAACCGACGCCGUAUAACUCCCACCCACAAGUCUCUCAAUUUCAGAAUCAGAAAAAACUCAACUUUUACCAGUACAGAGAAGAAUAAUAAUAUGAAGCAGAAGGGUAACGAGAGGGACGAGAAAGGGACUGCAAUGGAGGAGAAGGGUAGUGAGAAUUUAGGGUUUAAUAAAAGAAGAGCUGAGGGUAGAGAUAAGAGUGAUAAACCUAAGAGAAAUCUUCAGUUGAAAACUAGGAAACUUAAUCCUACUAAUACUAUUUCUUAUGUUCAGAUUCUAGGGACUGGAAUGGACACACAAGAUACUUCACCUUCAGUUUUGCUUUUCUUUGACAAGCAAAGAUUCAUUUUUAAUGCUGGUGAGGGAUUGCAACGGUUCUGCACUGAACAUAAGAUUAAACUAUCAAAGAUAAAUCACAUCUUUCUCUCUCGUGUCUGCUCAGAAACUGCCGGUGGAAUUCCAGGGCUUUUGUUGACUUUAGCUGGCAUGGGAGAAGAAGGAUUGUCGGUCAACAUAUGUGGUCCUUCAGAUCUUCAGUAUUUGGUUAAUGCCAUGAAAUGUUUCGUCCCUCAUGCUGCCAUGGUUAACACAAAAAGCUUUGGUUCUGAUACUACUGCUCAGUUUGAAGCAAAUAGCUUAAGUGAUCCCAUUGUCCUCGUUAACAAUGAGGUUGUCAAAAUAUCAGCCCUUCUUUUACAGCCAAGCAGCUCAAAAGAAUCAGCAGUAAAGCCCGGUGAUGUGUCUGUGUUAUAUCUUUGUGAAUUGCCUGAAAUUACUGGGAGAUUUGACCCACAAAAAGCUAAAGCUCUUGGUCUGAAACCUGGUCCAAAGUACAGUGAACUGCAAUUAGGGAAUUCAGUAAGGUCAGAUCAUCAGGAUAUCAUGGUUCAUCCAAGUGACGUAAUGGAUCCUUCAAUUCCAGGUCCAAUUGUAAUUCUUGUUGACUGCCCAACGGAACUGCAUGUACAAGAAUUGUUAACCAUACAAAACCUUGAUAGUUACUAUGUAGAUUACUCAGAUAACCAACCGGAGAAUAAGAAAACGGUGGCUUGUAUCAUUCAUUUAAGUCCUGCUUCUAUCAUAAGCAGCGGCAAUUACCAGAAGUGGAUAAAGAAGUUUGGUUCAGUCCAACACAUUAUGGCUGGACAUGAAUUGAAGAAUGUGGAAAUUCCAAUUCUUAAAGCCAGUGCCAGAAUUGCUGCAAGACUUAAUUACCUGUGUCCUCAGUUUUUUCCAGCUCCAGGUAUUUGGUCACUUCAGCAGAUUAACAGGUCGACUGAGGACUCUGCUUUUUCCAGCCAGGGUUGUGGCUCAGAAUUUUCUGAAAGGAUAUUAGCUGAAAAUCUUCUUAAGUUUACUUUGCGUCCUCAUGCUCAUCUAGGACUGGACAAAUCCAAUAUUCCAAGUCUGAUGGCUCGCUCAGAAGUUAUUAAUGAGUUACUUACAGAACUUCCAGAAAUUGUAGAUGCUGCUCAGGAUGUCGGCCAGUUCUGGAAUAGAUCUGGACAAUUGAAAGGAGAUAUAGCUCUUGGACCAGACAGUAAUGCUAUGAUCGAAGAGCCAUGGUUAGAUGAGAAUAGUCUUCCUAGCUGUUUGGAGAAUAUCAGGAGAGACGAUAUGGAGAUUGUGCUUCUUGGAACAGGUUCAUCUCAGCCAUCUAAAUAUCGAAAUGUUAGCGCUAUCCAUAUUAAUCUCUUCUCCAAAGGAGGUUUGCUUCUAGACUGUGGGGAAGGAACACUUGGACAACUGAAACGAAGGUAUGGUGUGGAGGGUGCUGAUAGUGUUGUGAGAAAUCUAUCAUGUAUCUGGAUUUCUCAUAUUCACGCCGAUCACCAUACAGGAUUAGCAAGAAUUCUCGCACUGCGGCGUAAUUUGUUGAAGGAUGUGGUCCAUGAGCCAUUACUAGUUGUUGGGCCAAGGCAGCUUAAGGGAUUUCUAGAUGCAUACCAAAGACUGGAGGACCUGGAUAUGCAGUUCCUCAAUUGUAGGAGUACCGAUAGCGCUAAGUGGGAAGCUUAUGAGGGUAAUAGCGAGUUCAACAAAAAUUAUUCAACCCCAGGAAGUCCAAAUAAUCUUGAUGAUGCUAACAAAUCCACACUGAAUACUAAACUAACUUUGUUCGCUAAAGAUAGGAAGAAACCGAGCAGUGUAGUUGACAAUCCUAUGGCUUUUGUACGUUUGAGGAAUUUGAAGAGAGUGCUGAAUGAAGCAGGGUUGGAGACUUUGAUUAGUUUCCCUGUCGUGCAUUGUCCGGAGGCGUUUGGUAUUGUGUUGAAGGCAGCAGAAAGAAUGAAUUCUGUUGGAAAACCGAUACCAGGGUGGAAAAUUGUGUACUCGGGUGACACUAGGCCCUGUCCAGCAAUGAUAGAAGCAUCGGAUGGAGCAACAGUCCUUAUACAUGAGGCAACUUUCGAAGAUGAUUUGGAGGAUGAAGCCAUAGCUAAAAACCAUAGCACCACAAAGGAAGCCAUAGAUGUCGGAAAUUCCGGCGGUGCGUAUCGGAUAAUUCUUACCCACUUCAGCCAGAGAUACCCAAAAGUACCAGUUUUUGAUGACACUCAUAUGCACAAUACAUGCAUAGCUUUUGAUAUGAUGAGUGUUAACAUGGCAGAUUUGCCUGUGGUUCCAAAAGUGCUCCCCUACCUUAAAUUGCUCUUCAGAAAUGAGUUUGAGAUGGUAGUUGAUGAACCAGAUGAUGUUACUGCAAUUUCUUGAUAAUUUAUCAAUUAAUUUAUUUUUUUUAGUUUCAUAAUUGGAUUGUUCUUGUGCUAGAAUUUAGUCAUUCAAUUAAUGAAAUUUAUACAGGUACAAUUGUUUCUGUUGUAUGCCAUGAGAUUUUGUACACCAUUUUCUAUAGCUAUACAUAGGGUUGAACCUCAAUCGGUUCGGUUCUGAAUUGAUUAA